Messenger RNA from Phlebotomus argentipes, 3361 nucleotides. RefSeq lists its product as uncharacterized. The transcript has 2 exons. Bases 720 to 3110 code for a protein of 796 amino acids. The record is from RefSeq and is a predicted model, not a curated record. Gene Ontology annotation, molecular function: protein dimerization activity; DNA binding. NCBI's taxonomy places the organism in Eukaryota, Metazoa, Arthropoda, Insecta, Diptera, Psychodidae.
UUUCUGCUUUGCCCCUUGAGGCGCUCGCCGCGACCACGAGUAAAUCGUGACGAACGCGCCAAUUCCUCUCUGUUUUUCAUGACUCUCGGUGUCACCUCCGCGGUUGCGAGGUCCAUGGCUCGGAUCCUCCAGCUCGCUCUGGCUGGAAACGCUGCUUGCCUCGUCGGCGGGGGGGAAGAGAGGCGCGACGAGAGAAGAAAGGAAAAAAACGGUGGAAUUACGUGAGUCACGCAAGUGGUGAAUACGUGACAUGCUCCAAUACACGCAUGCUCGCCUCGUCGGUGUGUCGGUGCUCGCCGUCUCGCUCCGGCCAGCGGCUGGCAUGGGAUCGGGUCUUCAUGUGUUCGUGCGGAGUUUUGUUCGGGUGUGUUGGGCCGUGAACUGUGGAGGAGAAUUCUCGGUCGUUCAUCGAUUGCGAGACACGUACGAGGGCUUGUGUGAGUGGCGACACUGGCUUGCGGACGAUGUGGAGAGGCCCAGAGAGUCAGUGGUUGUCUGGCAGUGAGUACGACUGGUACUUGCGUUGCACGCGCCGUCUGGUAGAGUGAGACAGACUGUGUGGAUUAUUUUCUCCUUGGAAGACCUCGGCCCCGUGGGUGUUGUUCCAGACGAGGCAGCGUACCUGGAUUCCGGGAAGGACAACAGAGUGGACAGCCAUUUCGCGUCCGCCAGCGCGAUCCACCGUCCAGCCACGGGUGAUUGUGUGAGUGGCGAAGACAAUGAAGCAAGAGUACGGAUGCACACCGUCAUGCCAGGCGGUUCUGCUGUCACGAGCGGAACUCGAGCAAAAGCUGCGCGAGGCGAGCGAUGAGAUCGACAUUGUGAUGCCGGAGAAUAUCAAGAGUCACGUCUGGAAGUACUUCAGGCCGAUUGUGUACCGUGGCGUCCGACAGAACUUCGUCAAGUGCCUGGACUGCGACAAUGUGCUGGCGUACAAGAGCAAGACCGGCACAGCCAGCCUUCUGCGCCACAAGUGCGAGGGUCGCUGCCGCGAGACACCUGGCGAGACCAACAUGCAUCGGCCCUCCACCUCGGCGGCGCCCCUGCCCGCCGAUCCUGGGCCGGACAUCAAGGACGAGGAGCGCGAGAUGGACGCUUUGGAGGGCAACAUGAUGGACGAUAUCACGAUCAAGCAGGAGCCCAUCUUCGGCUACAACGAUGGCUCCUUCCCGGAGCCCGAUAUCAGCAUGGAGGAGCUUGACACCAAGGGCGAUCUCACGUUCAAGCUUCAGAAGCACGAGCUGGAGGCCCUGAUCCGCGCCAAUGAUCCCAGCAUCACGGCGCGCGACCCCACAAAGUACAAGAACCACAUGUGGAAGCAGUUCAAGAUCAUCUAUUACAACAGCAUCCGGCAGGACUUCAUCCGCUGCAUGCAUUGCGGCGUGGUGCUGUCGUACAAGAAGAAGACCGGCACGGCCAGCCUUGUGCGGCACCGAUGCAACAUGAGGGCUCCAUCGAAGUCUCCGCCGCACGGCCUCCAGUCCUCCUUCAAGUACUCGCCCAAGUCCUCGUCCACCGAGGUGGAGCACGCUAACCGACAGCAAGCCAUGACGUCCGCCUUGGUGUCGCUGAUGCCUCACUUCCUGGCCAACUCGGGCCUCCGCGGUGAGUCCAAGAUCAUUCCGCCAGUGGACUUGGCACACUUCGCCACGGCGCAAAUCAAGUUCGCCGCCAGGGAUUUGUUGCCGCUGGCCUUCUUUCAACAGCCCGGCUUCCACGAGUUCGCCCAAAUCCUGCUCAACAUCGGCGCGGAGUAUGGGCACCAGAGCAUAGAGAGCAUUCUCACGCUGCCCGGCGAUCUGGCGGGAAACCAUCUGCAGGAUGUUAUGGCGCGUAUGAAGGAAGAGAUCAAGACUGUCCUCAUGGGCAAUGAGAUCUGCGUGUGCCUGGACUUGUGGCGUCACCAGAGUGAGAUGUGUCUCACCGUGGAGGCGUUUUUCAUCGACGAGAACUUCAUCCUCACGCGCUACAACCUCGGCUCGCGCAUGAUGCCUCAGCCAAGUGGUCAGCAAGUGCGGGUGUUCGUGCACGAGAUCCUGAGCGAGUACCUCGACUCCGUCCAGUUCGAUGGCCUGAAGAUGGUGAUCCGGAUGGAGGACACCGUGAUCCACGAAGCAUUCCCCAACGCCUCUGUGAUGAACUGUAUGUGUGAGAUGCUGAUCAAGGUGCUGGAUGACCUGCUCAGUGAGUUCCCCACAUUCCUCAAGUCCAUCGACGACUUCUCGCGCCACUUGAUGCAGCAGGGUGCCGUGAGCUUCCGCGAAAUCCUCGAGGGCAGCCACCCGACGCGAUGGCACAAGUACUUCCGUCUGCUGAAGGCAAUCUCCAACUUCUCGGAGACGAACGACAGCGAGGAGGACGUCUUCUUGGAGUUUUUCCACGAGAAGCUGGAGACCAUCAUUCAAGUACUCGACUUCAUGGAGCCCUUCCAGCAGUGCCUGGAGAGCCUGCGUUCCGAGUGCAACACCACACUCAAUGAGGUGUACUUGUGGAACAAGAAGUUCCAGCAGAGCAGUCGGAUCCUACCUAAGAACAGCGACCUCGUGGGGCGCAUGAAGACCAGCGCCAGCGAAUUGGUGAAGAAACACUUCGCCGUGUCGCAGUACCACAAGAUCGCCCUCUUUCUCGAUCCCAACUUCAAAAACAUGCGCUUUAUGCACGAGGAUGAGAAGAAUGACAUCUUGGACGUGGUGAAGCAGGAGCUGGAGGCCGUCAUGGGCGCUCCGGCUGACGAUUCUGCGUCCGCCAGCAAAUCCAUGAAGAUGAAUCUCAGUGAUCCCAUUCCCGGCUCCUCUAGGUCUUCGCUGCUGAACUUCAUGGAGUUCAUGGACAACUCCGUGUCCGAGGAGCCCAUCGAGACGGAGAUCAAGACGUACAUGGACAUCCGCCUCACGGAGCCCAUGGACGUGUUGUCCUUUUGGAAGGACUUCAAUCAGUGCCCCAGCCUGAAGAAGCUGGCGCGCCGCGUGCUCAACAUUCCCGCCACGUCGUCCAGGAGCCGUCAUGCGCUCAGUCCAGACAGUAUUUACGUGUCGGAGAAGAUCCAGAACCUGCCCAGGGACGAGAUGAUUCCCCUGCUGUUCCUGCGGCAGAACACGGGCCUGCACUAAGAUGCUUUGUAGGACGCUCUCCUGGAGCGCCAAGACAUUUUAAUAAAAAGAAGUGGAAUUCUUUAGUCGCAUCAGCAAUUUAGUGUCCAUCCCACCCAGUCGAAAUGCCCUGACAAAUCACUUAUCUUGCUUGUGUUGGAUUUUUCCUUAUCUGCAGAAGUCGGGAUCGCUUUUUGGAGUCCAGUCAGCAGAUUGAGGCGCUAGUCGAUCGCUUCGCCCGAGAGACUCCGAUUCCUGAGGCGCCCAUCAAU